GGCGGAAAAUGGAGGAUUCAGCUUCGCUAGCGGCGGCGCCGCCAAAGGCAGGAACGGGUUACCGAUGAUUAACACGGAGAAGAAGAAGGCUGAGGAAAUAUGCCACGACGACAGCUCCCUGCCGGUCAAGGCUCAGACGCUAGACGAGCUGCACUCCCUACAGAAGAAGAAAUCCGCCCCCUCCACCCCCAUCAAGGCGGCGCACGCCGAGGACGACCGCCACAAACAGCAGCUCCAGUCCAUCAGUGCAUCUUUGGCGUCGCUGACGCGGGAGACCGGGCCGAAUGUGGUGAAAGGGGAUCCGGCGAUGACUACGGCGGAGACGCCGCGUCUGUCGGCGGCGAGCCACCACUUUGCGGCGCCCAAUCUGAACAUGAGUGACAGCGCCCUCAAGUUUACUCACAUCCUCUACAAUCUCUCCCCCGCUGAGCUGUACGAGCAAGCAAUAAAGUACGAGAAGGGGUCUUUCAUCACAGCCAGCGGUGCAUUAGCCACCCUGUCGGGGGCCAAAACCGGCCGCUCGCCGAGAGAUAAGCGUGUUGUCAAAGACGAAACCACCGCCGAUGAUCUUUGGUGGGGAAAAGGUUCACCGAACAUCGAAAUGGACGAGCACACUUUCAUGGUCAACAGAGAACGAGCCGUCGAUUACUUAUGCUCGUUGGAAAAGGUUUUCGUAAACGAUCAGUUCCUUAACUGGGACCCGGAGAAUCGCAUCAAAGUUCGUAUCGUCUCCGCCAGAGCCUAUCACUCUCUGUUUAUGCACAACAUGUGUAUUCGACCGAGUCCAGAAGAGCUGGAGAACUUCGGUGAACCGGAUUUCACGAUAUACAACGCGGGACAAUUUCCAUGCAACCGUUACACGCACUACAUGACAUCAUCGACUAGCAUAGACCUAAAUCUCGCGAGACGAGAAAUGGUGAUUCUCGGCACCCAAUAUGCGGGAGAAAUGAAGAAGGGUCUUUUCAGUGUAAUGCAUUAUCUCAUGCCUAAGAGACAAAUACUCUCGUUGCACUCCGGUUCGAAUAUGGGUAAAGAUGGUGAUGUAGCCCUCUUCUUCGGUUUAUCGGGUACUGGUAAAACGACUUUGUCGACGGAUAAUAAUAGGUAUUUGAUAGGAGACGAUGAGCAUUGCUGGAGUGAGAACGGUGUGUCGAAUAUCGAAGGUGGUUGUUAUGCAAAGUGCAUUGACUUGUCUAGGGAGAAGGAGCCUGAUAUUUGGAAUGCUAUAAAAUUCGGCGCUGUUGUCGAAAAUGUGGUGUUCGAUGAACACACGCGAGAUGUGGAUUACUCUGAUAAAUCUGUGACAGAGAACACUAGGGCUGCGUAUCCGAUAGAGUUUAUUCCGAACGCAAAGAUACCGUGUGUGGGCCCUCAUCCGAAAAACGUAAUUCUAUUGGCAUGUGAUGCAUUUGGUGUGCUCCCCCCUGUCAGCAAACUCAGCUUGCCUCAAACCAUGUAUCACUUUAUAAGCGGCUACACUGCUCUGGUAGCUGGAACAGAGGACGGUAUAAAGGAGCCAACAGCAACAUUUUCUGCUUGCUUCGGUGCAGCGUUUAUAAUGCUUCAUCCGACCAAGUAUGCCGCCAUGCUGGCAGAUAAAAUGCAAAAACACGGAGCCACUGGUUGGCUCGUAAACACUGGCUGGUCUGGUGGGAGCUAUGGAUCAGGAAGUAGAAUCAAGUUAGCUUACACUAGGAAAAUAAUAGAUGCAAUACACUCAGGGGAACUGGUGAAAGCGAACUACACGAAGACGGAAGUAUUCGGGCUUGAGAUUCCGACUGAAAUUGAGGGGGUGCCUUCGGAAAUUUUGGAUCCUGCUAAUACAUGGUCUGAGAAGGAGGCACACAAGGAAACUCUUGUGAAGUUGGGAGGUCUUUUCAAGAAGAAUUUUGAAGGGUUUUUGAACUACAAGAUUGGAGCAGACAACAAGCUCACUGAGGAGAUCUUAGCUGCUGGACCAAAUUUCUAACUUUUCAUGGAAACUAUAUAUACAAUAUACAUAUAUAUACAUACAUGAGAGAGUAUUUUAAGCAUGUCAGUGUGCAGUUGGAUUUUUUUUAUUUUUUAUUUUUUUAUAUAAUUUAUAUAUAUGUAUUAAAUUUAUAAUACAUCGCCACGAACAAGGUAUCAAAGUGUUGUUUUCUUGUAUCAUCUCUCUUAUUUUGUUCAGUUUGGUAUCCUAAAUGUAACUGAAUACGGAUACCAUUUUACGAUGAAUAUAUUUGUUCCUUUGCUAAA
Molecule: messenger RNA, 2238 nt
Organism: Erythranthe guttata (spotted monkey flower)
Lineage: Eukaryota; Viridiplantae; Streptophyta; Magnoliopsida; Lamiales; Phrymaceae
Product: phosphoenolpyruvate carboxykinase (ATP) 1
Biological process (GO): gluconeogenesis
Cellular component (GO): cytosol
Molecular function (GO): ATP binding; phosphoenolpyruvate carboxykinase (ATP) activity
Source: RefSeq, a predicted model, not a curated record